AAUUUAAGAAUGCAUGUAACGAUUGAUCAUCCCCACCCCUGCACAAGUUAGGAUUUUGCAGAUGUGUGAGCUAAAAAUACUGUAGAAUAUAAAAGUGUGAUUUAUUCCCACCAAUACAAAUAUCCAACUGAGAAAAUAUUGCUAACGGACUCGAUACAUGUAAAAUUAUACCAACCCCCGUAUGUGAAGCCCGAAUGCUCUUAAGAACGACUGCUGUGUGUCGGCAUUGCCCUUUUCCUGGAGAAUGUCGAAUGAGAGAAAACGUGGACAAAAGUCAGUGUUUGUUACCGUGGGCACAACACAGUUUGAGAAGCUUAUCAACGCUGUCUGCAGAUCUGAUGUUCUUACAACACUUCUCAGUUUAGGGUACAGAAAAGUUAUAGUUCAGAUAGGACACGGAAGGGAUCCUGCCAUAGAGAGAGUUCCUGGAAUAGAAGUGGAGGUCUACAGGUUAAAACCUAGCAUAGCUGAGGACAUCAAUCAAGCAGACUUGAUCAUCAGCCACGCUGGUGCUGGAAGCUGUUUAGAAACUCUUGCAGCCAAAAAACCACUUCUUGUUGUCAUCAACGAUGAUUUAAUGAACAAUCAUCAGCUAGAGCUAGCGUAUCACCUCAACAAAGACGGACACCUGUACUACUGCAACACAAGAAAUUUAGCGGAGACGCUCUUGUCAGCAGACUUUUCCAGAUUAAAACCUUUUCCUCCAGGCGAGCCACAAAAGUUUGGGCAUUUCCUGGACAGUCUGUUUGGAUUCAGUGACAAAAAGCAUUCCUAAAAAGAGUCUCUACCAUAUACUGAUCCUUACGGUAUCUGUCAUCUUCCAGAUAUGUUGCUACAGCGAUUUUGUUUGGGAAAGAGAGGAGUACAUUCAUUCUGGUGUGUUGUGAACAAAAAUACGAGGGAAAUUCACCAGAAUGCAGCGAUUCAAAACUCCAAAAGGCAAUGGAUCUUCAGAAAAGAUAUUUGGAAAGGGCAGUUUAAGAAUAUGCUGAGAACAUGUGCUUUGUCAGGUGAUCCUUUCAACAGAUCUUUUACAACAGAAAACAGGCUGUGUCACAAACAACAGGCUAUAGAGAAUGGAGAAGGAAGUGAUGUCCCUGCGGUUAAAGGAACUCUGGUGUCUAAAGAUGAGCAGGAUAAUGCAGUUGGACGUCCUAAAUCUGAAUACAAAUGUUUCUAUUAUUUCCCACCCAUAAACAUCAUCCGACUGGUGCAGAGAUUUCAGUUACUGGUGUAUGGGACCCUGCUGCCGGCCAGCUUGCUCUACAUUUACACCGUUCCCUCGCCUUCGCUUCAAAUGAUACUGUUUGCGGCUACUAAUGUACUUUUGAUGCCGGCAGUUUUCUUUAUGAUGCCAAAUAUGAUCGGGAGUUUGUCAGCUGGAGGAACAAGUGACAUUGUGGACACACUCAAAGUCUCGAGAUUGUCUUUCUUCGGCAAUAGAAAGGAUACAUAUUAUAAGAUAGAGCAUGUCAAGCCAUUGUCGGAGGUUAGGCAUGCAAAUAUUGUGUAUGCAAAAUUUGAACUUUACAACAAAAAAGAGAAAUUUUAUUUGUUUCAUUCUUAUGCGAAGAUUCUUGAUAGAGAAAUGUUUGAAAUUAUAAUGGGACGACUCAAAGAAUGAGAUAUUAUUUGAUAGAUAUUGUUAUAUUUACUGUUUUGAAGUGAUGCAAUUCCAAUAGAUGUACUUUUACAUGUGUUUCUGAGUCUGUGCAUUUCAUACAUAUGAUUCAGUUCUCUUUACAAUAUAAGAUUUUUUUCACUCUGUACAUAUGAGACAAAACUGAUUGUUCUUGCAAUGCAUUACAGUUGUUAAAGAUUA
Messenger RNA from Ostrea edulis (European flat oyster), 1822 nucleotides. RefSeq names its product UDP-N-acetylglucosamine transferase subunit ALG13 homolog. The coding region runs from base 245 to 775 and encodes 176 amino acids. The record is from RefSeq and is a predicted model, not a curated record. Gene Ontology annotation, biological process: dolichol-linked oligosaccharide biosynthetic process. Gene Ontology annotation, molecular function: hexosyltransferase activity. Gene Ontology annotation, cellular component: mitochondrion. The transcript is spliced from 5 exons. NCBI's taxonomy places the organism in Eukaryota, Metazoa, Mollusca, Bivalvia, Ostreida, Ostreidae.